Molecule: messenger RNA, 1305 nt
Organism: Penicillium chermesinum
Lineage: Eukaryota; Fungi; Ascomycota; Eurotiomycetes; Eurotiales; Aspergillaceae
Product: Spo7-like protein
Exons: 2
Coding region: 1-1305 (434 amino acids)
Biological process (GO): nuclear envelope organization
Cellular component (GO): Nem1-Spo7 phosphatase complex
Molecular function (GO): phosphoprotein phosphatase activity; protein phosphatase regulator activity
Source: RefSeq, a predicted model, not a curated record
AUGGUAUCACCCAUCGAUCAACUCGUCAAGGGCGCGGCCCCUGAGAACAGGGCGCCCGCGCCCGAGCCGUUGCACUCCCCCUCCUCUCCUCCACAAAUCUACUUGAAUCUGUUGAUCCUCGAGGCAUCUCUCCGAGCGCAGUAUCUGGCCUUACGCGAGCGCCGUCGUCAAAAUACCUUCUUCCUGCUCCUGUUGGCGGCAUGGAUUACCUACUUCUCAUAUGCCUUGUUCCUUCGCCCGAGAGAAGAUGGCCGUGGAGUCGGUGGCUCGGUCUAUUGGAUGGUGGAAAUGGGAGAAAAAGUGGCACUUCUUGGGGGAGUUGUGACUGCAUUGUUGGUUUGGGGCACAGGGCAAUGGGAACGUGGAAUCCGCUGGCCGCGGCGCUGGCUCGCUGUCGCCAAUCGCGGCCUCCGCACGAUGAACACCAAAAUUAUUAUCAUUCGAGGCCCCUGGUGGCAGGAACUACUGUCCUACGUCUCUUUCCUCUUCCCAUUCUCCCUCCCCUUUUUCCCCUCUGCUACAGGGAACUUCCAUUACGUCGAGCGUCAUCCGUCCGAAAGGCGUGGUAGUCGGCCGCACUACCAGCAAUAUUACAAUGGUGGAGAUAGCGAGACCGGACUUAUAGAGGAAGACUUGAGCCCUGGCGGUGACUAUAUCCGUCUACUUUUGCUGCCGAAGUCAUUUUCACCGGAAUUCCGCGAAAACUGGGACGAUUACCGCACCGAAUUUUGGGAGAAGGAGAACGAACGGCGCACUCAAUUGUACCAUAAACUGCGCGAGCGGGAGCGGCAUCUUGCUAGGACAGAGGGCGGCUGGCUUUCUCGUCUUGGAAUUGGCUGGCGUACUACACAGCGCCGUCGCCUUGUCGCCCACCGGUCUUUGGAUUCGGAGCACAAAUCUCACCAUCAUCAACAACAUCACCCAUCUAUUUCAUCGCGGUUGAGCCAGGAGCAUCGUGCUUCUUCUGUGCGGCGGUCGACUCGCUCUGAGUCCUCUCAUUCUCGUACCUCGUCUCGCAGCUCUACUCCUGCGAAUCUUGAGGAUCGCCCUCCAUCGCGCUCCGGUCCAACAGGCCGCCCUCGCCGUUCAAGCACUGCACAGUCUGCUUCGGGGCCCGAACAAACACCCCAGCAGCAACGUAAAAGGAAGGGUUCCAAGUCCCUUCGCCGGGGUCUUUCGCCUCUUACACAGGCUCAGAUUCGUGAAGGUGUACGGACGCCGUCGUUUUCGUCAGAUGACUCGGGCAUCUUACCAAUGGGUGAGAAGACAGGCACACGGACUCCUACACCCUCCGAUCCUGCUUGA